Chroicocephalus ridibundus (black-headed gull) is the source of this 1044-nucleotide messenger RNA. RefSeq lists its product as uncharacterized. The record is from RefSeq and is a predicted model, not a curated record. NCBI's taxonomy places the organism in Eukaryota, Metazoa, Chordata, Aves, Charadriiformes, Laridae. The transcript has 8 exons. Bases 1 to 1044 code for a protein of 347 amino acids.
AUGCCGGAGCGGGAAUGGCACCCGCUCGACGAGGACCGCAACUGCAAAAACUUUCACAGCAAUAUGAGAUCUGAAAGCCAAAAUGAUACAAAGCUUCAGCAGAAGGAGCCUGCUGCUCCUGCUCCUUCUUCGUCGUCGUCUUCGUCGUCGCCGACGACAACGACGACGUCUUCUUCGUCGUCGUCUUCGUCGUCGCCGACGACAACGACGACGUCUUCUUCGUCGUCGUCGUCUUCGUCGUCGUCGCCGACGACAACGACGACGUCUUCUUCGUCGUCGUCUUCGUCGUCUUUGUCGCCGCCGCCGCCAUCUUCGUCGUCGUCUUCGUCGUCUUUGUCGCCGCCACCGCCGCCAUCUUCGUCGUCGUCUUCGUCGUCUUUGUCGCCGCCACCGCCGCCAUCUUCUUCGUGGUCUUCUUUGUCGCCGCCGCCGCCAUCUUCUUCGUCGUCGUCUUCGUCGUCGUCGUCGCCGCCAUCUUCGUCGUCGUCUUCGUCUUCGUCGCCGCCGCCGCCAUCUUCUUCGUCGCCGUCGUCGCCGCCGCUGCCAUCUUCUUCGCCGCCGCCGCCGCCACCAUCUUCUUCGUCGUCGUCGUCGCCGCCGCCGCCGCCAUCUUCUUCGUCGUCGUCGCCGUCGUCGCCGCCAUCUUCUUUGUCGUCGUCGCCAUCUUCUUCUUCUUCGAAGAUGCCAAAGCGCGCAGAGGUAACCAUGCUGAAAAAGAUGACAAUCCUCUCAGCACUGCUGGCUCUGAUUCUGGUCGAUCUGCUAAAGGCACAAGGUACCCCGGUCACCCCUGCGCUUGAGGCAACGAGCGUGGAGCAAAGCAGAGAUCCCAGCAUGCAGCCAAGCACAGAGCUCCUGCUGGACUACAGCGGAGACCCAUCCAAGGAGGAUGGUGUGUCGCAAGUGGGGAACACCGGAGUGCAAGAAGGCGAACAGGCAACGUGGGAGCUGAGUGGGGAGCCAAGUACUGACUCUACCCCUAAGCCGAGUGUGGAGCCAAGCAAAGAACCAACCCAGGAGUCAGCCACUCAAAUACCUGAAUAA